UGCACAUGAGGACCCUCACAAAGGAGCCAGCUCCACUUGGUUUCAUCUAAUGGGAGUGAAGUGGAUGAUUGGACGGUGGGACACGGGAGCUGAGGAGGUGAUCAGGAUCUUUGGUGAUCUCAGAUCUUGGAUGGAAUGUGUUUGCGCCUUUGACAACUGGGUGCCCUCCUGCGGUGUCAGCACUUAUGAGCCCGAUAUAAACCCCCGUCUCCUCACUCCUACCCUUCUCCUGGCUCUGCCCAAACGCCCGCCCCACAACAACAUCCACACAAAAUGACCUCCGCUCAGCCCAUAUUCUCCAAGGGAGAGGACUGCAAAUCCUCCUGGCACGACGCGGGCGCCGGCUACAAUGAGGCCGACACACACUUGGAGAUCAUGGGCAAGCCGGUGAUGGAGCGAUGGGAAACCCCGUACAUGCAUUCCCUCGCCACCGUGGCAGCCUCGAAAGGUGGCCGGGUCCUGGAGAUCGGUUUCGGCAUGGCCAUCGCCGCCACCAAAGUGGAGUCCUUCCCCAUCCAGGAGCACUGGAUCGUGGAGUGCAACGACGGGGUCUUCGCCCGGCUGGAGAACUGGGCCAAGGCUCAGCCGCACAAGGUUGUCCCUCUGAAGGGCCUCUGGGAGGACGUCGUUCCCACCCUGCCAGACAACCACUUUGAUGGCAUCCUGUACGACACGUAUCCUCUGUCAGAGGAGACAUGGCACACUCACCAGUUCGACUUCAUCAAGGGUCAUGCUCACAGGCUGCUGAAACCCGGCGGCAUCCUCACUUACUGCAACCUGACCUCCUGGGGCGAGUUGCUCAAAAACAAAUACGCCAACAUUGAGAAGAUGUUUGAGGAGACCCAGGUGCCUCAUUUGCUUCAAGCCGGCUUCAAGAAGGAGAAGAUCACCACCACCACCAUGGACAUUGAGCCGCCAAGUGAAUGCAAAUACUACUCCUUCAAGAAGAUGAUCACUCCCACCAUCGUGAAGGAAUAAAGUCAGAGGAGAAACCUUUUCUACGCCCACGAACCGUCUGCCCCGAAGCUCAUUCUGUGUAUUUGAAUAAAACCACUCCUCCCUGACUCAGUUCACGGCUUGCACCAUCUCUCGAUGUGUUACGGUAAACCAAAAAAAAAUAAACCACGAGAAUCCAGCUGACCGAAACCAGCAGAAAAGGCUUUUCUAUCUCACUGAGGCUCCCGUGUCUCGGGUCUUACAUCAUCCAGCGUCCCUCCUGCCACAAAUAGCCCAGUUCUACACCAAGCAGCAAAUAUAUCACAG
This is a messenger RNA of Menidia menidia (Atlantic silverside), 1263 nucleotides long. NCBI's taxonomy places the organism in Eukaryota, Metazoa, Chordata, Actinopteri, Atheriniformes, Atherinopsidae. The record is from the annotation of a GenBank genome assembly.